Molecule: messenger RNA, 194 nt
Organism: Ilex paraguariensis (yerba mate)
Lineage: Eukaryota; Viridiplantae; Streptophyta; Magnoliopsida; Aquifoliales; Aquifoliaceae
Source: the annotation of a GenBank genome assembly
AUGAUCGUUCGUGGUGGUGGUGUGGUCUCUAUUCAUCGUCGAAUAGCGCCGCCGUCAUCAUCGUGGUGUGGCUGUGGUGGUAUGUUGCUGUCGUUCGUCGUGGUGUGUGGCGCCGUCAAAGACCAGAGGCUUGGAACCCUAAUCAACGAAGAAGAAAGAAUCCAACCCCUGGAGUCGGGUCUAGAUCAAAUCGG